Messenger RNA from Plectropomus leopardus (leopard coralgrouper), 509 nucleotides. NCBI's taxonomy places the organism in Eukaryota, Metazoa, Chordata, Actinopteri, Perciformes, Serranidae. The record is from RefSeq and is a predicted model, not a curated record.
UAGCAGCAGCCCCACCCGAUGGUUUGAGAGGGCGUCAAGGUGCGGGAAGGGAGUGGGACAAUUACAGGAUGAGUGAGCGAUACACACAGAUCGGAAGUAAAGGGGCUCUACUCUUAAUGGUGCUUGUGAUCAGUGUCUGGGAGAUGACUGUACCGACAGAAGGAGCUACAGCAGUGCACCAUGUCCGAACAGGCACCUGUGAGGUUGUGGCAUUGCAUCGCUGCUGCAACAAGAACAAAAUCGAGGAGCGCUCACAAACUGUGAAGUGCUCCUGCUUUCCCGGGCAAGUGGCCGGCACCACCAGAGCUGCCCCGUCCUGUGUAGAUGCCUCGAUAGUGGAGCAGAAGUGGUGGUGUCAGAUGCAUCCGUGCCUUGAUGGGGAGGAAUGCAAAGUUCUUCCUGAUCUGAAGGGCUGGAGCUGUGCUACAGGGAACAAGAUCAAAACUACUAAGAUUUCCGCUGACAGAGACCAGCUCUGGUAACGUCAGAUGCUUCACAGUGCAGUCCAG